This is a messenger RNA of Anarrhichthys ocellatus (wolf-eel), 2760 nucleotides long. RefSeq names its product phenylalanyl-tRNA synthetase subunit beta (gene farsb). Gene Ontology annotation, cellular component: cytoplasm; phenylalanine-tRNA ligase complex. The record is from RefSeq and is a predicted model, not a curated record. The transcript has 17 exons. Lineage: Eukaryota; Metazoa; Chordata; Actinopteri; Perciformes; Anarhichadidae. Gene Ontology annotation, molecular function: RNA binding; translation elongation factor activity; ATP binding. The coding region runs from base 68 to 2596 and encodes 842 amino acids. Gene Ontology annotation, biological process: translational elongation; phenylalanyl-tRNA aminoacylation.
CUCAGACAGCUACAGCCGGCUCGUUGGGGUCCUUUUUCCGCUACACUGAGGAGGAUUAGCAGGCAACAUGCCGACUGUCGGAGUGAAAAGAGAUCUUCUCUUCAAAGCUUUGGGCAGAACAUACACCGAUGAGGAGUUUGACGAGCUGUGCUUUGAAUUUGGGCUGGAGCUGGAUGAAAUUACCUCAGAGAAGGAGAUAAUCAGCAAAGAGCAGGGCGACUCCAAGGCAUCGGGGGCGUCUGACGUCGUCCUGUAUAAGAUCGAUGUACCGGCGAACCGCUACGACCUGCUGUGUCUGGAGGGGCUGGUCCGUGGACUGCAGGUCUUCAAGAACAAGUUGGAGGCACCUCGCUACAGACGUGUUAGCCCAGUCAGCGGGGAGCCUCAGAAGCUGAUCAUUACCAAGGAGACGGCGGCAGUGCGACCGCAUGCCGUGGCAGCGGUGUUGAGGAACAUCACCUUCACACAGGAGCGCUACGACAGCUUCAUCGAGCUGCAGGACAAACUCCACCAAACCGUCUGCAGGAAGAGGAGCCUUGUGGCCAUCGGGACUCAUGACCUGGACACCAUCUCCGGUCCUUUCAUGUACACGGCCAAACCUCCUGGAGACAUCAGCUUCAAACCCCUGAACCAGACCAAAGAGUACACCGCCAUCCAGCUCAUGAGCCUCUACAAGACGGACAGCCAGCUGAAGCACUUCCUUCACAUUAUCGAGGACAAGCCCGUGUACCCCGUCAUCUACGACAGCAAUGGUAUCGUCCUGUCCAUGCCUCCCAUCAUCAAUGGUGACCAUUCAAAAAUCUCCCUGAAGACGAAGAACGUCUUUAUUGAGUGCACGGCCACAGACCUGACGAAGGCAAAGAUCGUGUUAGACAUGAUGGUGACCAUGUUCAGCGAGUAUUGCUCACAGCCUUUCACGGUCGAGGAGGCUGAGGUGGUCUACCCAGACGGCAAGACCUGCAAAUAUCCAGAGCUCGCUUACAGGAAGGAGAAGUUGUCCAGCGAGUUCGUCAACAAAAAAGUUGGCAUCAACGAGUCGACUGAGAAAAUCGCCCAGCUGCUGACCAAGAUGUGCCUGCGCUCCGAGGUGACGGGUGUCGGCGACGAGAUCGAAGUGGAGAUCCCGCCCACGCGCUCUGACGUCAUCCACGCCUGUGACAUCAUGGAGGACGCCGCCAUGGCCUUCGGCUUCAACAACAUCCCGUACACCACGCCGCGCACCUACACCAUCGCCACCCAGGUACCUGGCUGUUUUAUUCUGCGCGCGUGUGUGUGUGUGUCACCCCAUAAUCAGUCAGUGAACAUGUCUCCUCUCUUCCUGCAGUGUUCUAAAGAAGAUAUAGCGGACAAGCUUGGAAAGAAGAUCUCAGAGACCAGAGCGAUUCACAUCGCCAACCCCAAGACAGCCGAGUUCCAGGUGGCGCGCACCACCCUGCUGCCAGGCCUGCUGAAGACCAUCGCUGCCAACAGGAAGAUGCCUCUUCCCCUCAAACUGUUCGAGAUAUCUGACGUGGUGCUGAAGGACGACACCAAAGAUGUCGGGGCGAGGAACAGCCGGCGUUUCUGUGCCGUUUACUACAACAAGAGCCCGGGCUUCGAGGUGAUCCACGGCCUGCUGGACCGGACCAUGCAGCUGCUGGAUGUGAAGUCGGCCCGUGGGGACGGAUACCACAUCCAGGCUGCGGACGAUUCCACCUUCUUCCCCGGUCGCUGUGCGGAGAUCUUCGCCCGUGGGAAGAGCGUCGGGCGUCUCGGGGUCCUGCACCCCGAUGUCAUCGACCGCUUCGAGCUGACCAUGCCCUGCUCUGCCCUGGAGAUCGACAUCGAGCCCUUCCUUGGCCACAGUGCCGAAACCCUCCUCACACACGAUGUCCCCGUGCAGGAAGUCUUCAAGCACAAGUUCCCCGAACCGUCGCGGGCGCCGUCGUCCUCCCGUCCGACUUCCACACAAACCGUGUUCGGUGACGUGAGCGCGGCCGCCGGCCUUAAAGCGCUCGAUGACUUUCUGGCUGACAAAAGCUACAUGGAGGGCUUCGCGGCGUCCCAGGCUGACGCUGCGAUGUUCGACGCCAUCCCCUCCGCUCCCGCCUCCGCCUUCCGCCACCUCGCGCGCUGGUAUAACCACAUCAAGUCCUUCCAGAGGGAGCGAGACGGCCUCCCAUCGGCUAAGACUCGGUUCGUCCUCCCGGCUACGGCGAACGUCGGCAGCGACGACGACUUGGACCUGUUUGGCUCGGACGACGAGGCCGAGAGCGCCGAGGCGGAUCGAAUCAAGGAACAGCGCCUCGCCGAGUACGCCGCCAAGAAGUCCAAGAAGCCGGCGCUCGUCGCCAAGUCCUCCAUCCUGCUGGACGUCAAGCCCUGGGACGACGAGACGGACAUGGCCGAGAUGGAGGCAUGCGUCCGCGGCGUCGCCAUGGACGGGCUGCUGUGGGGGCAGUCCAAGCUGGUCCCGGUGGGCUACGGCAUCAGGAAGCUCCAGAUCGGGUGCGUGGUGGAGGACGACAAAGUGGGCACGGACCUGCUGGAGGAAGCCAUCACCGCCUUCGAGGAAUACGUUCAGUCCGUGGACGUGGCCGCCUUCAAUAAGAUCUAGAAUCUUUCCCACAAUAGCUUCACUGAAUGGUAGCAGCUGGUUUUUUGGCUAAAGACAAGUGAUUUAAUAUGAAACACUGUCAAGGAAGCUCAGGGCCCUCAUCUGUUUACGCUUCCAUACAAAACAGUCCUCAAAACAUCCAAUAAAGCCGUUCUAACUUUUGA